Messenger RNA from Fragaria vesca subsp. vesca, 654 nucleotides. Its product is annotated as abscisic acid receptor PYL6-like. NCBI's taxonomy places the organism in Eukaryota, Viridiplantae, Streptophyta, Magnoliopsida, Rosales, Rosaceae. The coding region runs from base 1 to 654 and encodes 217 amino acids. The transcript has a single exon. Gene Ontology annotation, biological process: abscisic acid-activated signaling pathway. The record is from RefSeq and is a predicted model, not a curated record. Gene Ontology annotation, molecular function: signaling receptor activity; abscisic acid binding; protein phosphatase inhibitor activity. Gene Ontology annotation, cellular component: nucleus; cytoplasm.
AUGCCUUCCUCAGUUCAGCUCCAGAGAAUCAACUCCCCUAACCCAAUAACAACCGCGGCGGCCGCGGCCAUCAGCCACAAACAGUCCCAAGCCGUCACCCGCCUGCAGGUCCUUCCUCUUUCCCCACGCGCCGUCAACAUACCGGACUCCGUGGCCGUCCACCACGCGUACUCGGCCAUGGCCUUGCCGAACCAGUGCUGCUCCGUGGUGGUGCAGAACAUUGACGCCCCCGUCCCUUCCGUGUGGUCCGUCGUGCGCCGCUUCGACAACCCACAAGCCUACAAGCACUUCCUCAAGAGCUGCCACGUCAUCGGCGGAGACCCCGCCAAGGUCGGCACGCUCCGGGAGGUGCUCGUGGUGUCGGGCCUCCCCGCGGCCUCCAGCACCGAGAGACUCGAGAUUCUGGACGACGAGCGUCACGUGCUCAGCUUCAGCGUCGUCGGCGGGGACCACCGCCUGAGGAACUACCGCUCCGUCACGACACUACACGCUUCUUCGAACGGCACCGGAACCGUAGUCGUGGAGUCGUACGUCGUCGACGUGCCGGCGGGGAACACGAAAGAGGAGACCUGCGUGUUUGCGGACACCAUCGUACGUUGUAACUUGCAGUCGUUGGCUCAGAUCGCCGAGAGUAUGAGCAAAGCUCCAGAAUAA